Molecule: messenger RNA, 1440 nt
Organism: Boleophthalmus pectinirostris (great blue-spotted mudskipper)
Lineage: Eukaryota; Metazoa; Chordata; Actinopteri; Gobiiformes; Gobiidae
Gene: prmt8a
Product: protein arginine N-methyltransferase 8
Biological process (GO): peptidyl-arginine methylation
Cellular component (GO): plasma membrane
Molecular function (GO): protein-arginine N-methyltransferase activity
Source: RefSeq, a predicted model, not a curated record
AUGGGAAUUAAGCACUCGUCCCGCUGCAUGCUCCUCAGGAGAAAAAUGGCGGAGUCUGAGAGCGGUGAGCCUCAGCCGAUCCGCAUCAUCCCGUCUCAGCCCACGUCUCUGCCUAAACCUGUGCCUUCGGUCGUGCCCGCCCCUCGCUCUGCCCCCCGCCCCCUCUGCCCGUCCCACGCCGCCGCCGCCGCCCUGCCGCCGCACACCCCCCACGCCGCCAGCCUGUCCACCUGCCCCGGCCGAGGGAAGAUGGCCAAGUUCCUCACCCCGGAGGAGAUGACGUCACGGGAUUAUUACUUCGACUCGUACGCCCACUUUGGAAUCCACGAGGAAAUGCUGAAAGACGAGGUGCGGACGCUGACCUACCGUAACUCCAUGUACCACAACAAGCACAUCUUCAAGGACAAAAUCGUGCUGGACGUUGGCAGCGGCACCGGGAUCCUGUCCAUGUUUGCAGCCAAAGCCGGAGCCAAACACGUGUACGGGAUUGAAUGUUCCAGUAUCUCGGAAUACUCGGAGAGGAUCAUCAAGUCCAACCACCUCGACAGCGUUAUCACCAUCUUCAGAGGAAAGGUGGAGGAGGUGGAGCUUCCCGUGGAGAAGGUGGACAUCAUCAUCUCCGAGUGGAUGGGCUACUGCCUCUUCUACGAGUCCAUGCUCAACACCGUCAUCUUUGCUCGCGACAAGUGGCUGAAACCUGGUGGAUUGAUGUUUCCUGACCGUGCCUCUCUGUAUGUGGUGGCCAUCGAAGACAGGCAGUAUAAAGACUUCAAAAUACACUGGUGGGAGAACGUCUAUGGAUUCGACAUGACCUGUAUUCGUAACGUGGCCAUAAAGGAGCCGCUGGUGGACGUAGUCGACCCCAAACAAGUGGUGACAACUUCCUGUUUAGUGAAGGAGGUGGACAUCUACACGGUGAAGCCCGAGGACCUGAGCUUCACUUCAGCCUUCUGUCUCCAAAUCCAGAGGAACGACUACAUCCACGCUCUGGUCACGUACUUCAACAUCGAGUUCACCAAGUGUCACAAGAAGACAGGAUUUUCUACUGCUCCAGACGCCUCAUACACACACUGGAAACAGACGGUGUUUUACCUGGAGGAUUAUCUGACCGUGAGGAGAGGAGAGGAGAUCACAGGAAGCAUCUCCAUGAAGCCCAACGAGAAGAAUAUUCGUGACCUGGACUUCACCUUCGAGCUGGAUUUCAAGGGGCAGCUGUGUGAAGCGGCCAUUUCCCACGACUACAAGAUGCGCUAGACUGACCGGGAGGGGGCGGGGCAGCGUUACCAUGACGAUGACCAUCACCGGAAACACCUCCCGGAUCACCCACCGUGCGGGACACAAGGGGGCGCUGUCACACGUGCAUCACAGGGCCCCGGUUAAAACAUGACAGUGUACUCGCUCUGGAGGUUACUGAUGCUGACUGUUAAAAUUAUCUGAAUG